Molecule: messenger RNA, 1121 nt
Organism: Aspergillus glaucus CBS 516.65
Lineage: Eukaryota; Fungi; Ascomycota; Eurotiomycetes; Eurotiales; Aspergillaceae
Product: fumarylacetoacetate hydrolase family protein
Exons: 4
Coding region: 156-1019 (287 amino acids)
Molecular function (GO): catalytic activity
Source: RefSeq, a predicted model, not a curated record
CUCCAACCUCCACCUCUCCGGCUCGUCCCUCUUGGGACUGCCCACUACGGGACUACUACGUUUUAAAAUAUUUCAGAGACCUGAAGCAUGCGCUCUUGGUUUGUACAUCUUCACUGAGAAUCUUGAAUCUUUAGUACACUGCUGCUAUUAUCAAAAUGCCUUCCUGGACACAUUUGAUUCGCUUCAUUGCCGUGGAAGAUAGCCAAGAUCAUCUUGGUCAGCUGGUUGAUGCCACGCGAGAUGUUGGCCGAGACAUCAUCGAUGGCAGGCAGGUUGCAGCCUAUGUGAUCGAGGGCACCAUCUUCGAUGGCCGUGUCACUGAGGAGAUUUUGCAUGUGCAGCAGUUGCUUUCCCCUGUCUCUCGAGAAGAAUGCAACUACAUCCGCUGUUUAGGUCUCAAUUACAUCGACCAUGCACAGGAAGCCAAUCUCCCACUUCCUAAAGCUCCUAUCCUUUUCACGAAACCGCGCACCGCCUUAAGCGGCCCUUACCCAGCCGCCGUCAACGUUCCAAAAUGUGCUCAGGACGGCACCAGCGACUACGAGGCAGAGCUCUGCCUUAUCAUCGGCAAGUCCGGCAGGGAUAUCUCCGAAGCGGACGCAUUGGACUAUGUGCUCGGGUACACAGCAUCAAACGACGUGUCAGCACGGACGCUGCAGCUUCUCACUACGCAGUGGUCCUUUUCCAAGGGGCUCGACGGAAGCUGUCCCAUCGGACCUGUUCUUGUGGCCCCCUCGGUCAUCUCCGAUCCCCAGACACUUGGCAUCCAAGCAAUCCACAACGGCAAUGUAGUUCAGGAUGGACAUACAAAGGAUAUGAUUUUUAACAUCCGGAAACAGAUCUCCUACUUGUCCCAGGGAACUACUCUGGAGGCUGGAACUAUCUUCCUGACUGGUACACCGGCAGGAAUCGGUUACUUCAGACAGCCCCGGGUGGUCCUCGGUGAUGGCGACGAGAUCUCGGUUAAGAUUGACAAGAUUGGAACCUUGAUCAAUAAGGUCAGAUAUGAAAAACGGUGAUUGGAUUGGUAAAUUGGCAGAUUCUCAUUGAUGGGAACAAGCAAGCGCAGUAUUCCUGAUAGUGCAAAUUUUGAAAGUAUGAUAGAAAGAUAUCUUUAUUCU